UGGGAUUAAUUGUUCUAGAGAGUAUAUGGGUUGGCCAAUUGUUCAGGGAACUCCAGUGGGAGCCUAAGCUAAGAAUGACCAAGGCUCUGGGGACCCUGCUGCCUACAGCCAUGCUGUGCCAGCCACAGAGGUGGGCUCUCCUCUCGGCCACACUUCUGCUUCUCCUCGAGUUCCAGGUUCUGGUUACUCGUGGCAAAUUGACUGAAGAGGAAGACAGACAUUCAGGAAAGUUGCUCUUGAAAAAUUACUUACCUGCCACCGUGGAGUAUGCCAUGCACAUGUUCAACUUGGAGAGUAAGGACAUAAAUGCCUACAGACUGACACGUAUCCUGAAUUCCUGGAAGGAGCCGGACGAUUCCAGCAUAACGUUCUCCAUGGUGCUGCUGCUUCGCAGAACAGAGUGUGGGAAAUUCGAAGACAAUAUAGACAACUGUCAAUUUGAGACAAACCAAGAGUUGAACAAAGAAUUUAACUGCUUCUUCACCAUCACUACCGAGCCUUGGAAGACUUUGUUUAAACUCCAGAAGAAGAUCUGCUCAGAGAUUCCCCUCUGAGUUCUGCUCCGCUAUCACAUCUGCCUUCUGAGACAGCAUUUCUCAGGAGAUGACCUCCAUUUCUGAACAGUAGGAGGUGGAUUCUUCCCUUUCUUCACAAGAAUCUCAUAUUCAGUCAAUGUGAUAUUCCCCACCGUACACUUCAUUGAGAGCAGAUCAUUAAACUCUAGCAUUUUUAAUAA
Messenger RNA from Erinaceus europaeus (western European hedgehog), 736 nucleotides. Its product is annotated as cystatin 9 like. Lineage: Eukaryota; Metazoa; Chordata; Mammalia; Eulipotyphla; Erinaceidae. Gene Ontology annotation, biological process: antimicrobial humoral response. The record is from RefSeq and is a predicted model, not a curated record. The coding region runs from base 75 to 554 and encodes 159 amino acids. The transcript has 3 exons.